AUGGUGUUCUACGAAGGACUCAUGGUAGGAGACCCCGCUGUGGAAGAAUUGCGGCAACAUCUGGCCACAUUCUGCCUGGACAGUAUGACAUACGAGCAUAUUGAACCGAUCGCCGAGCCGCUGUUCUCAGAGACAGGACAGCAUCAUCCAGUCGAGGCAUGGGAGUGCGAGACCCUCAUUUGUUAUUUAAAGGGUUCAUUAUAUCGUCUGAUGUGGGAUGGCGUUGCACACUUUGAAAAUACCAAAUUGUAUGCGUUCGCUGUGCAUGAUGCGUUGGAGCUGUCUGGAGGUCCGAGUGUGGAUGACGACGAAUAG
This is a messenger RNA of Penicillium canescens, 315 nucleotides long. RefSeq lists its product as uncharacterized. The transcript has a single exon. The record is from RefSeq and is a predicted model, not a curated record. The coding region runs from base 1 to 315 and encodes 104 amino acids. Lineage: Eukaryota; Fungi; Ascomycota; Eurotiomycetes; Eurotiales; Aspergillaceae.